Glossina fuscipes is the source of this 800-nucleotide messenger RNA. Its product is annotated as protein sine oculis-like. The record is from RefSeq and is a predicted model, not a curated record. The transcript is spliced from 2 exons. The annotation marks the transcript as partial. Lineage: Eukaryota; Metazoa; Arthropoda; Insecta; Diptera; Glossinidae.
UUCCUUUUUAUUCUUAGUGGAAAUUCGGAUAAACAGCAUUUGGAUUCAUCUAGUGAUUCAGAAAUGGAAGGUGCUUUAAUGCAGCAAAGUCACAGUGGAGGCGCUGCCUCUAAUAACAAUAACGAUAAUAACAGCAGCGGUACUAACAUUAAUGCAAGCCACAGUCAUCAUCAUCCGCAACAUCCGGCAAAUUCUCAUCAUCAUCAUCAUCAUCAUCAUCAUCACCACCAGCCACACCAACAACAAACGCAACAACCACUAGGUGCAGUAUCAACGCAACAAUUAUCGCCCAGCAACAGUAGUCAUCAUACGGCCGCCGAGAGUGGAGCCAUUUGUGCGGUCACAGAAUUGCUGGAACUUUUACUAGCUGAUCCACUUACUGCGGCCGUACAACACGUUGUCGAUCAUACGUUAAGCGCUCAAUUGGUAGGUGUGCCAACAGUAAGUGGAUCAGCUAGUAAAAGUUCCAGCAAUUCUGUGACCGCACAAAUGGCUCCACUCUCGGCGGCCGUAGCCUAUUCGCACUUGCACAGUGUUAUGGGAUCGAUGCCAAUUUACGAUAUGAGCGAAUAUCAACAUUUAUGAUUUUAGUUGGACGCCCUUCGUUCGGGUAGCACUAGUAAAAGCAGCAGUACUAGCAACAUUAACAUACAAGAAUGGUCGACAGGAUAUGCAACUGUUGCUAAACAAAGACCACAGAGGCAACAACAAUAGCUACAGAAAACUGAGUUUUUCAUUUAAUAAGAGAUAAAGGUACAAAACCUUUUAAAAAAAAAAAAUCUUUUUUUUUUUUUUUAAAC